Messenger RNA from Tupaia belangeri chinensis (Chinese tree shrew), 2470 nucleotides. RefSeq names its product mannosidase alpha class 1C member 1 (gene MAN1C1). Gene Ontology annotation, biological process: carbohydrate metabolic process; mannose trimming involved in glycoprotein ERAD pathway. Gene Ontology annotation, molecular function: mannosyl-oligosaccharide 1,2-alpha-mannosidase activity; calcium ion binding. The record is from RefSeq and is a predicted model, not a curated record. Lineage: Eukaryota; Metazoa; Chordata; Mammalia; Scandentia; Tupaiidae. Gene Ontology annotation, cellular component: endoplasmic reticulum; Golgi membrane; extracellular exosome.
GGCGCCCCUGGACGCCCUCCCGGCGCCGAGCCCCCCGCGGACACGUGCCCGGGCUCUGGACGCAGCUGACAGCCCCCGACCCCGCGCGGGACCACGAUGCUCAUGAGGAAAGUGCCCGGCUUCGUCCCGGCCUCCCCGUGGGGGCUGCCCGGCGCGGGCCGGGAGGUGAGGGCUGAAGUCCCCGCCCCCCCUGCGGCUCGCGAGCAGAAGCCGCCUCCUAACCCGGCCCCCGCCGCACCGGCCCCGGGCGAGGACGACCCCAACAGCCGGGCCAGUCCCCGCCGCAAGAAGGGAUGGCCGCGACGCAUCCGCCCCCAGGGGCCCCGGGAAGAGGCCACCGUGGCCCGGAGCUCCCGGGACCAGAGCGUCCCGUUCAACUUUGACUUCAACGCGUUCCGGAGUCGCCUCCGCCAUCCGGUCCUGGGGACGAGGGCCGAUGAGACUAAGGAGCCCCAGAGCCAAGUGCGAGCCCAGAGGGAGAAAAUCAAGGAGAUGAUGCGCUUUGCCUGGCAGAGCUACGCGCGCUACGCCAUGGGGAAGAACGAGCUCCGCCCCCUGACCAAGGACGGCUACGAGGGCAGCAUGUUCGGAGGCCUCAGCGGGGCGACUGUCAUUGACUCCCUCGACACCCUCUACCUCAUGGAGCUGAAGGAGGAGUUCCAGGAGGCCCAGGCCUGGGUGGAAGAGAGCUUUCACCUGAACGUGAGCGGAGAAGCAUCCUUGUUUGAGGUGAACAUCCGCUACAUCGGGGGCCUCCUCUCGGCCUACUACCUGACGGGAGAAGAGGUAUUCCGAAUAAAGGCCGUCAAGCUGGGAGAGAAACUGCUGCCGGCCUUCAACACGCCCACAGGGAUCCCGAAGAGCGUGGUGAACUUCAAAAGUGGGAGCUGGGGCUGGACCACAGCGGGCAGCAGCAGCGUCCUGGCGGAGUUCGGGUCGCUGCAUUUGGAGUUCCUGCACCUCACCGAGCUCUCCGGCAACCAGGUCUUCGCAGAGAAGGUCAGGAACAUCCGCCAGGUUCUGCGGAAGAUCGAGAAGCCCUUCGGCCUCUACCCCAACUUCCUCAGCCCAGUGAGCGGGAACUGGGUGCAGCACCACGUCUCGGUUGGAGGACUCGGGGACAGUUUUUAUGAAUAUUUGAUCAAAUCCUGGUUGAUGUCGGCCAAGACAGAUAUGGAGGCUAAAAAUAUGUACUACGAAGCCCUGGAGGCCAUAGAGACCUACUUGCUGAACGUCUCUCCGGGGGGCCUGACCUACAUUGCCGAGUGGCGAGGGGGCAUCCUGGACCACAAGAUGGGGCACCUGGCCUGUUUCUCCGGGGGCAUGAUUGCCCUGGGCGCUGAGGAUGCCAAGGAAGAGAAGAGAGCCCACUACCGCGAGCUCGCAGCCCAGAUCACCAAGACGUGCCACGAGUCCUACGCCCGCUCAGACACCAAGCUGGGGCCCGAGGCCUUCUGGUUUAACUCCGGCAGAGAGGCGGUGGCCACGCAGCUGAGCGAGAGCUACUACAUCCUGCGGCCCGAGGUGGUGGAGAGCUACAUGUACCUGUGGCGGCAGACGCACGACCCCAUCUACAGGGAGUGGGGCUGGGAGGUGGUGAUGGCCCUGGAGACGCACUGCCGGACGGAGGCCGGCUUCUCGGGGAUCCAGGACGUGUACAGCAGCCUCCCCAACCACGACAACAAGCAGCAGAGUUUCUUCCUGGCGGAAACGCUGAAGUAUCUCUAUCUUCUGUUCUCUGAAGAUGACGUUCUCUCCCUGGAAGACUGGGUGUUCAAUACCGAGGCCCACCCGCUCCCGAUAAACCACUCAGACAGCUCCGGCAGGGCCUGGCCCCGACACUGACAUCCGGCCACCCCAGCCCGGCCCGCGGGGAGGCCUUGACUUCUGAGGGACCAGGACCGCUCCCAAAGGGAUUGGGAGCAGGGGCCGCGGCCCGGACCUGUCGGACAGGCGACUUCUUUUCCUCCGUGAGGAAACAGGACGUGGAGACACAGUGAUGUCAGACACGGGCCACGGCAACGCCGGGCCCAGGCCCUCCUUCCUCUGGAGAAUUUCUAUGAAACCCACACUCACCAUCCCAGCCCAGGGGACAGGAGCUUUGCACAGCGACCCUGCAUCUGACUCAGUUCCUCCAGGUUUUCUGGGGGUUUUGCUUGAUUUUGCCUUUCUCUACAGUUGAGUUUUAUCAUAAUUAUAAAUCUAGUUUUCAGAAUCAUGCGCUUUCUAGAACGGUGUCAUCCUGAGAAGCGAGACCUUGGUUGGUUGCACACGCGGAAUCUGCCCCGUCACCUCUACUUUAAAUGCCUUUACCCACAUCCACUCUCCGUCCAACUGCCAUCAUCCCCUGCCAUUUCAGGAGGGGCUCCCCUUUGGUUUGGGCCUACGUGUCACAAAUCACUAGUGCUAUUUUCAUUAUUGUAAUGGAAAAAUCUGUAAACUAGAAUAAAAGACUUUAUUGAAUAAGAAA